Melospiza georgiana is the source of this 6307-nucleotide messenger RNA. RefSeq names its product nebulette (gene NEBL). The record is from RefSeq and is a predicted model, not a curated record. Gene Ontology annotation, biological process: cardiac muscle thin filament assembly. Gene Ontology annotation, cellular component: focal adhesion; Z disc. Bases 229 to 1050 code for a protein of 273 amino acids. The transcript is spliced from 7 exons. Lineage: Eukaryota; Metazoa; Chordata; Aves; Passeriformes; Passerellidae. Gene Ontology annotation, molecular function: actin filament binding.
CCGCCCACUCGCACAUGCUGCCGAGCCGCAGUCAGCUGGAGCGCCGCUUCCUCCACAGCCGCCGCCGAUGACCUCCUCGCCCGCCCGCAGCCGCUGAGGACCCCCGGCGUCCCCGCCAGGGCAGGGGAUGGUAGAUCGGCCUCCAGCAGCCCCGUCCAGCGCAGCCCGCCGCACCGCAGCCUCGGCCGCCGCCGCCCGCCGGAGCCGCCGCCCCAGAGGAGCCGCAAAAUGAACCCCCAGUGCGCCCGCUGUGGCAAAGUGGUCUAUCCCACCGAGAAAGUCAACUGCCUGGACAAGUACUGGCAUAAAGGAUGUUUCCACUGUGAAGUUUGCAAAAUGGCUCUGAACAUGAAUAACUACAAAGGAUAUGAAAAGAAACCUUAUUGCAAUGCACAUUACCCAAAGCAGUCCUUCACUACAGUGGCUGAUACACCAGAAAAUCUUCGCCUGAAGCAACAAAGUGAAUUGCAAAGUCAGGUAAAAUACAAAAGAGACUUUGAAGAAAGCAAAGGAAGAGGGUUCAGUAUUGUGACCGAUACGCCCGAGUUACAAAGACUGAAAAGGACUCAGGAACAAAUCAGUAAUGUAAAAUAUCAUGAAGAUUUUGAGAAGACAAAGGGCAGAGGCUUCACCCCCGUGGUAGAUGAUCCUAUAACAGAGCGUGUACGAAAAAACACCCAAAUUGUGAGUGAUGCAGCAUACAAGGGUGUGCAUCCACAUAUUGUUGAAAUGGAUAGAAGACCUGGAAUAAUUGUUGCCCCUGUUCUCCCUGGGGCAUAUCAACAAAGCCAGACUCAAGGAUAUGGAUACAUGCACCAGACCAGUAUGUCAUCCAUGAGGUCCAUGCAUUCACAGCCUCAUUCAGCAAGUCUGAGAACAUACAGAGCUAUGUAUGACUACAGUGCUCAAGAUGAAGAUGAAGUUUCCUUCAGGGAUGGUGAUUAUAUCAUCAAUGUGCAACCAAUUGAUGAUGGCUGGAUGUAUGGUACUGUUCAGAGAACUGGGAAAACAGGAAUGCUUCCAGCAAAUUAUAUUGAGUUUGUUAACUAAUUUUUGUCUCUUGUCCUUUGAGCUUUAUUAUGAUUUACUUAAAAUCUAACCUUUUAGAAAAAAAAAAUCAGAAGAAUCUUUUAAGAGUUCAUGAUCAUUACUUUAUCACUGCUAUAACAGUUUGCAUUCUCACUCAGAAUCCAUUUUAAAGUCCUUUAAAGAAAUAAUAAAUAAUCCACAAGAAACUCAGAGCUUUGAAAACAGCAUUGCUUAUAAUAGUGCUCUCUCAAAGUGACAAAACAUAUAUGGAAGCCUGGUGCUGCCAGUCCUAUAAAAACUUUGGUCAAUUAACUAUAAAGGGGUAAUGCCUUUUCCUUACACCUCAAAGAUGUUAUAACCAUAAAAUUGAUUCACUUCUUAUGGCACUCUGAAGUCACAGGAGGUUAACACACUGAGUUUGAACACAUCUUCAAAUUAUUAGGGAAACGUUUAAUGUUUAAGCCAUUCACUUCCUAAUAAAAAUUAAUAUGUUGAGUAGAUAAUUCAGUCAUUUGAAAUAAAGACAAGUAACAUGCUAGUAAAAAAAAUCCAAUAAAACUCCCUACUGCCCAGCAGCCUUACAGUCAAUAUGUCCAUUUUGACAACAAAAAUUUCCUGACUCUUGCAUAUCCACAUUUAUUCUUGGAUUACCCAUUUUUUCUUAUUUCCAAGUGAUCUAUUAGCUUUGCUUCCAUCAUAAUCCAUCAAUUAAAUCCAGGUCUAGAUUCAUGGUUCUUCAGUAUCUUUUCCGCAGGAGAUCCCUUGCAAAGACUAUCUAAAAUAGAAAACCUGUCAGCUCUUCUGUUUCCUUGUAACAAUACUUAACAUUUAAAUAGAAACUCUCAUUAGGGCAACGUACAACCAGUGCUCCAUGUUAGCUCCUUGACCUUCCCCUGUAGUGCUGUAAAUAAAUUCCCUGUGCAGCCCCCAGAGCCUGCAGUCACAUCCUCCCUCACCACAGGUAACUCGCUUUAUGGCUGCUUUGCUGAUGAGCUGAUGUCCCUCCCCUGCUGCAGAAACACUUGUGCCUCCAUCGAGCAGUGGAGGAGAGCUCUGGUUCUUGUAGUGCAUUUCAGAGCAAUGGCCUGUUGCUUCAGUUUGCUCCCAAACUCCUGGUGAUCCAACAGUGGGUUGUACGCUUGCCAAAUGAUUAAUGGUGGAGAAGAAUUAUGUUCUCUUUUAGUGACUUAAUCUUUCUCAUAACUGACAUCGAAGGGAAAACUAACUAAGCAAAAUCCAACAUGCCCUAUGCCAUUAUGUUUCAGUUUAGCCAUCUGUGGAAAACAGUAAGAAUAUUCUGCUGACAAACCUUCACAUGUGCUAUUUGAUGUCUCUUAACUUACAGCCAGAACUGAGAGAUCCAGGUCUCAGCCUGUGAAGCUGGGAGAGGAUCUAACAGCUGGUGACAGUGGAUCAGGAUGAGGGAUUUUGUCAGCAGGCUUGGGUCACAGGCAACUUGUUUUUGCUUUGGGUGCUGCAUUCCCUCACAGGGAGAAAUCGUGGAAGGAAGGACAAAAGAGUUAAAGAUCCAUGUGAGAAAUUAUUUAUGUGGAUGCAGAAAUAUGUAAGGAAAAAAAUGUUUUUCUGCUAAAUAAUUUGUGGAGUUCAGCCAUGUGCUGAGGAAGUUAACUUUGGAGUAGCCCUCAGAAUAUUGAGUCUGCACUGGCUUUCUUUCAUUUAUAAAAUUUGUAAAGUAAAAUUAAAUAUAGAACUUUUAGACAAUUUUGUACUUCUCAUCUCACAUAGCAGGAAACCCUGCAAUAACUAUUUAAAAAUUAAAUAAGGAAGGCAGUAUGGAUUUGUUAUGUCAACUGAAAGUUGUCAAUGCAAAUCCCUGUAAAUUCUAGUUUUGCAUACUGUUUUUGCAUACAAUUUCCAAAGAAUUGGUAAGCUUAUGCAAUUUUAUUUUGGUUCUUGCUAACACAGAGAUGAUACCAGCUGCCAAGCAGAAUGGAAUGACUGCAUUAAAAAAGAAAUUUAAAAAUGUCCAUGACUGUGGAAUUACCUGUGCUUUCUUGUCAGCAGUCUAAUUUCAAGGCUAAAGCUGCCCAGAAGUAUCCAACUUCAAGAAAUGUGUUUUGAAAGUAGAAUUCCUUGACUGUAAAUAUGUAAUUCAUAUAGUUGACUGCUGUGAUUUAAAAUUCUUACAAGUUUUGCAUAAGGAGCUGCUCUUGCAGCAGACCCUUGUGCAUUACUGGUGACACCCACAUGAAAUCAGCAAGUCAAAUGAUUUUUUUAAAUCUGAUGUGGUAUGCUGAGUUAGAAGCUCUGAAACGAGCCGUUUGCUUCUGUGCUGGUUUUCAUCACUGGCCAUCAACAGCGAGGAGAGGAAUUCCAUCUUCUGCUGGCUGGCAAAUUUUUCAGAUGAUGCCUGAGGCACAGCUGGCUGUCACUUGCUGCUGUGCUGCUCUAUUAGCUGUGCAAUGCUGGCAACAAUAAAAACAGGGUGUCAGUUUGCUAACCAAAUAUGAAUAAAAAAGAAAUAUAGAGAAUUUCUAUAUGACAUCAAGUUGCAAUUCUUAGUGACUUAUGAAACAGAGUCCCCACCUAUAAAUUCACAGCCAUUCUUCCUAAAUGGGAAGACAGCUUACAGUGUGGAAUACUUUAUAUAUAGAAGUAAAUCAGGAAAUGAGCAUUUGGUGACAUUAGAGAGCUAUGCUAUGCUGAACAAUAGAAAUAAAAUUUCCUUUAUGAAUUUUGAAUAUUCAUUAGCCUGGCAGAGCAGCUAAAGCAAUUUGCAAAAAAUAAAAGGUCAAGAAAACAAAACAGUAUGUGGAUUGUAUUUCUCUUGAGAAUGGUAUGUCAGCAGAAUUAUUAAGAUCUGGUUUAAGUUACUUAUUGUUGUAGUCAACUUUUUUAUCAUAUAUGCUUAGAAAUUAAUAUUUCUAUGGAAUGGUUCCUGCUUUUUGAUAUAAAACAAACUUUAGUGUGAUUUUGCAGCUUUGUUCUAAGCAAUGCAAUCAAAGGCCCAAAAUUAUCAGAAUGCAAUUAUAUAUAUUUUUUUUUAUAAGAACUAAAAUUUGUAAGGCAAAGAGAGUAAGUCAUGAACUAAAUUGUGCCAGCACACGUUUUUCAAAGCAUAUGUUGGAGACUGUUACAUGCAGUGUGAUAUAGGGGUGAAAAGAUGCUACAUGCUGUCUUGUCACCUUUAAAGUUUAUAUUCAUUUUUAGCACAGCAUGAUCCCCUCACUGUUCUUUCUUCCUGUAGUCCACAUUUUUCUGGAGAAAGGAAAGGGCUUUUAAGGACUUGAAUUUCUCAAGCUGUUCCAAAAUUCAGGUUGGAAGUCCACAUGUUCCCAUUUUAGAAAUAAAAAUUCUAUAAAGAAUGCUGUAAUUCUUGCUAACACGAGUAUAAAUGUAGAAAACAACAUAGAGCAUAUUCAUGCAUACAUACAAGAACAAAUGGGUGCCUUGCUUUUCAUUACUCUUUCUUGCUUGGCUAGCUUCAUUUUUUGAACAAAGCUACAUACAGGUACUGCAGUUGUAAUUUUUCAUUAUGGAACAUUAGCAUUUAGUCUUGAUGAAACAGGGUUUUCUUGAUUACAUUUGACAUACAAUAAACUACUUCAGCCGACUGGGAUUUGACAGAGAAUCACCUCCCAUGGAUUAUGUUUUUGACAAAUGUGUCCCUGCCGAGUGUUUCUUGGGGAUGUGGAAGGUCUCCAAUACCUGGGAAAGGUAAUAAUUCUAGUUUUUAUUGUACGGUGACUGCAUGUCAUCUUGUACGAUGAAAAAAAAAUUACAUAUACAGAGGUCUUUGGCAGAAGGUGGUACAGGGUAUAAAAUGAUAAUUUUUAUUAAGUUAAUUAAUACACCAUUUAAAAUAUAGAAUAUGCUUUAGUUAGUAAAUGUUUAAAUAAUAUACUGAAACAGACAGAAGAUGCUGUUGAAAGAAGUCCUCCAAACUGAUGUGCUGGCAAAUGCAAAGUACUAGUGAGCUGUAGAAGAUUAAACCAUUUUGCAAUGCUUUAGUGAUUUUCUCCAGCUUUAUGCCAUAGGAACCCCAUCUCUCCUUUGGAAAGAAAACCUGAAAGCUCUAUUUCCUAAACUGCCUGCACUACAACAGUAUAUUCAAAGGAAUUUCAUAUGCUUCUUGUGUCUGAUAAAUAGAAUUUGCAUAUUGUACUUCAGUUGUAAUCCAGUUGUUGUUGACAUUUGUUUAAUUAUUAUUAUUUUAGGGGGGAAAAUAAGCUAUACUGUAGCAUUUCAAUUGUGUAUUUAAUAUUACUAUUAGAAAUUGCUAGACCAUUGGAAGACAGCAAUGACUGUAUUGACAUUGAUUAGCAUGAUGUGGAAAAUCUCUCAGCUGUUGGUUUUUGCAGUGUGAUAUAAAAAGCAAAAAUGAACCGCUGUGCAGUUUGGCUUAUGUUUGCUUUGAAGUGUGUAAAGUUUUAGUUAUUUUGCAAAACUGUACUGUAUUUGAGGGUAUACAGUUAUGAAGGUAACAACUGUUUUUUCAAAGGACAGAUAAACUUACUCUUGGAUCAUAUGAUGUAUCAUCUUAAUUUGGCUUUUGUUAUGCAGAAAGUUAACACCAGCUAUUAAAAUAUAUUUUAGUAGAAAUGCUUUAAUUCCUGUUUCUUCCUCUACACUGUGAAUAUUUAAGCUUUGGUGGACUAGAGCAACAUCAUGCUGCCCAAAGUACUAACCUAUGCAACCUAGUUCACAUUUUAGUUGAUGUCACAGUGGAUGUAACAUAACAAUUUAUUUUGCAUAACGUUAAACUUCAUUCAAAUAAAAUAUUAAACCCAGCACCAUGUAUGUAUUAUAUUAAUAAACAAUACACUGUAAAGCUACCACACUCAUUAGUAUAAGCUCUCAAAGAGGGAUAUUUCUUUAACUAAGGAAGCUUUGAAUUUUCAGUCUUAAGUAGAAUAUUUAGCAUUAUUCAUCAAACUUGAACCCAGAAAACAGUUUCUUAAACCACUGUUUUAUUUCAGACAUGCCCCCUCCUUAAAAGGUUUGCCUUUUUCAGUUUGCAUUUGUAACCCUUCAACAGAACACCAAGUUACAUUCCAUGACCCUUGGUUUGUUUAAAGAAGCAAAUAGAGUAAGUGAAGGAGGUCCACUGUUUUAAUUGAUACUGGUUUGCUUGUCUUUGAAUGGGAAUUUUGUUAGGUGUGCUCUCAGUGCAGCACUAAUAAAAAAGAUUGCAUUGCUGGCUUCUUUAAGACAAUUUUGUAUACAAAUGUCAUCUUUAUUCAUUGACACAAGUAAAUUAUUUUUAAAACAUUGUAAGAAAGUUUAAGUUAAAAUAAAUUCCAGAAGUAUUUUGGAA